Molecule: messenger RNA, 4093 nt
Organism: Dromaius novaehollandiae (emu)
Lineage: Eukaryota; Metazoa; Chordata; Aves; Casuariiformes; Dromaiidae
Gene: D2HGDH
Product: D-2-hydroxyglutarate dehydrogenase
Exons: 9
Coding region: 673-2322 (549 amino acids)
Cellular component (GO): mitochondrion
Molecular function (GO): FAD binding; catalytic activity
Source: RefSeq, a predicted model, not a curated record
GCGCAGCUACGGGGCCGCGCGUGCGGGGGAGGGGGUCCCGCGGGGAGGAGGCGGCGGCGGACGGCGCAGCACGGCGGCGGCGUCUUUAAAUCCGGCGGUGGCCAGGGCCCCCCUCGGUAACGGCCGUCGCGGCCGAGCUCGCCGUGGGCUCGUCACCGGCCCGCUUCGGGGCAGCGCGCCGCCCGGAGCGGCGGGAGAGAGCUGCCCGUCGGCCGAGCGCCUGGCAGCGGGGCUCCCCGGUGGCUCCCCUCGGCCCGUGCCCUCGCGGCGCCGGGAGGUGCCUCAGGCCCAGCACUGGGGGUUUGUCACCCAGCGGCUGCGUGGGGUGCCCGGGGGCGGCCUUCGGGCUGUGGGCCCCCGCGGCCGGCAGCCCUCCAAGCAGAGUGUCGGGAGGGCACUGCUUAAGCUCCAAAGGGCGUCCUUGUUGGGCUUGGCUUAGGACAGGUGUUGCUUCCCCUAGGUCCGUACUGCCCGGCCAGGUGGCCGUUCCUGGGGUUUUUGCAUCUAACAAGCCCUGUUUCUGGAAUCUUACAACUGGGGAGACUGCCUAAACUACGUGUGGGUUGACUCAAGUAAGGGGAAACCCCAAGAGCAGGCAACUGCGCUCUGCUGCCUGGGGAGCAAGAAGAACUCGCAGGAGAGCUAGCCUUGUGCUUGCAUUUUAAGGCCACCAUGGUGCUUUCCUCUGUGGUCUGUCAUCAUGCUGUUUGGAGUCACUGGACUCAGCCAAGGUGGCUGAUGAACUUUCAUAGGAGGACCGUGGUACAGUGGAGCACAGCUCCUGCCCUUAAGCGGACACUUAAGCAGAAGAAACCAGUGUUGAUGCCAUGGGGCGUGAGUCCUCAGAGCAGGAGGGCUCUCCAUCCAGCCUCCCUCAGCCUCCAGGAGGUCAUGCUGACCAGUGAGCGUUACAACGUGCAGCGCCUGCCCUUCUCCCAUGUUUCCAAUGAUGACAUAGCUUUCUUUGAGCGCAUAAUGCCUGGGAGAGUCAUCACAAAUCCAGAAGAAUUGAAACCAUUUAAUGUGGACUGGCUUAAAUCAGUCCGAGGCUGUAGUAAGCUGUUGUUGAAGCCACAGACAGCAGCAGAGGUAUCUCAGGUUCUCAGGUACUGCUGUGAGAGGAACUUGGCCGUAAACCCACAAGGAGGUAACACAGGCCUUGUUGGGGGCAGUGUUCCUGUCUUCGACGAGAUCAUUCUCUCCACGGUUCUCAUGAGCCAGAUCAUCAGCUUUGACAAGGUGUCUGGAAUCCUUGUGUGCCAAGCUGGCUGCAUCUUAGAGAACCUGAACCAGUACCUGGAGGAGAAGGGCUUUAUCAUGCCACUUGACUUGGGAGCAAAAGGUAGCUGUCACAUUGGUGGUAAUGUGGCCACAAAUGCCGGAGGCUUACGGCUCUUGAGAUAUGGCUCUCUCCGAGGGACAGUGCUAGGACUGGAAGUGGUGCUGGCUGAUGGCUCGGUUCUGGACUGCUUGGCAUCUCUGCGCAAGGAUAACACUGGCUAUGACUUGAAGCAGCUUUUUAUUGGAUCUGAGGGAACCUUGGGAAUUAUCACUGCUGUCUCCAUACUCUGUCCUCAGAAACCUAAGGCUGUGAAUCUGGCAUUCCUAGGGUGUCAGAGUUUCACUCAGGUUCUGAAAACAUUUACAACCUGCAGAGCCAUGCUGGGAGAGGUCUUAUCUGCAUAUGAGUUCAUGGAUGAUAAGUGCAUGGAACUGGUCAAGAGACACCUUAAGCUCUCCAGUCCAGUAACAGAGAGCCCUUUUUAUGUUUUAAUUGAAACUUCGGGCUCCAAUUCGACCCACGAUGAAGAAAAACUGAACAACUUCCUAGAACAAGUUAUGACUUCUGGUUUGGUCACUGAUGGAACUGUGGCAACAGAUGAAAAGAAAAUCAAGAUGCUCUGGAGCCUGCGGGAGAGGAUCACGGAGGCCCUCACUCAUGACGGUUAUGUUUACAAAUACGACAUCUCACUCCCCGUGGGGAAGCUGUAUGAUCUCGUGACUGACACCAGGGCUCGGCUGGGCCAGUCUGCCAAAAAUGUGGUGGGCUAUGGCCAUCUGGGAGAUGGAAACUUGCACUUGAACGUCACAGCGGAAUCCUACAGCCAUUCCCUGCUGGAUGCCAUUGAACCAUUUGUGUAUGAGUGGACUGCAAGAUGCAAUGGCAGUAUCAGUGCAGAGCACGGAUUGGGUUUCAAGAAAAAGUGCUUCAUUCAGUACAGCAAACCCAAGGAAGCAGUCUUUCUAAUGCAGCGUUUCAAAGCCAUGUUAGACCCCAAAGGGAUUCUCAAUCCAUAUAAGACACUGCCUUCCAAUUCCUGAGAACAACACGUUCUGAGAGCUGAGCAGAUACCAUCACAUGAUGACUGCAUCUCUAGCUCAGCCACAGUCAAAUCGAUGGAUCAAACAAGCACAUGAAAUGCUCCUUGGCUUAUUUCUUUAGGGUAAUGAAACAAGUAAAGAAACAUGGUGUCUGCUCUUUCAAAAGAAGAGUGCAUUCAUGUUUUUGACUGUGUGGGUUUUCUGUUUAAUCCGAACACUCAAACUAAGCGUACAGACUUCUUUUAAAGUCUUACCUCUCACCUGAUGUUUAGAGUUGGUUUCUGCCUCCAUCCAGGCAGUAGAAGAGUCCUUGAAGAGUCCUUACAUCUCUCAGGCUCUGGUGAUUAUUGUUUCUCUUUCUUUUCAGUUUCAUUGCUACAUACGUUCUGCAUCCAAGAGGUGAGGGGAAGAUGGGAGCAGCCUAUAGCAUGUCUUUGACCUUCUCUGUUGUCUAUAUAAUAGUCAUGUAAUAUGUAAUUAUGUAGUGUUCAGGCAGAAGGGCCAACAUAAAACUUCACAGCUUGGAAUCUGUAGUUUAUUGCAGCCUGCAGACUUGGGUAUUAGAUUUGGGAGUGUAGCUGAGUUUGAAAAAUAGAAGAUUAAAUUCAGGGGACUCUCCUUCCUUUUCUCUUAUCCUUUCACCCUUCCCCUCUGCAUAUGGCAUUCUUCUGGCAAAAGAGGCUUAGUAGCAAGCAUUACUUUUGGGGAGCAAGGGACCUUUUGGGUUUUAUGUUGCCUUUGUCUGGUAUUACCAGCAGAAUUACGGCAGUAGGGUCCCUGAUCCUAAACCUAGAGCUACUUACCACCCUGCUGCUCACCAGUGUAUUUGGGAGAGGUAGGCAAGGCAAUAUCAAGGUUUAUGGCACAUGACUGGAGUCAGAGCUAGCUGACAGCAGCAGUGCCCUUGCUAAUGUGCAGUGUUUGAGGCGUCUUUACAGCAUCUGACCUGCUAAUGCCAAGGCAGGCCUUUUGUUUCUGUUAGCAUUUGAGAUCCCACUCUACGUACUCUUGCCCUAUUACUAUAAGUGCACUACAGUGUUUUUUUUUUUUUUUAAUGAAUGUGACUGUCACACACCAACAUAAAAAGUUUUAUAAAUCUGAGUCCACAGAGAUCUGAAGAGGAUUUUUUCAGUUUUGUUUUGGGAGCAGAGCAGGUCAGGGCUAUCCAGCCAGAUGCAUAUGUCCUUACAGCAGGAUUCUGUUCCUGAGAUCCUCCACCAAUUUAACUUUUAUGUACUCAUCUUAUGGACAGGUAUUUCCAGCUCCUGGAUGUUGGUCUUAGCCUUCCCUUAAAUUUUGAUGAUGAAGAUUGUAUUGUAGCAUUACGAGUGGGAAUAGGCAAGCGAUAGGAAUAGUGCUUGAUAUCAUAUAGCAGUAAUGGGCCUUGAGGGGUAAUUAAGAGAACUGUUAGCUACCUGACAGGUACUGUUCACACCAUUACACCAACAGGCAGAAGUCAAAAGUGGCAUGACAUAUGAACUGGCCAUGCAAGGCAAGGGCUGUACAGGUUGUGCCAUGUGUAUAUUUGGCCAUGGUAAUGUAUUCUGUUGCUUAACCUAAAGUGCAAUGCAGCUGUAAUCUUCUAUUUCAAGACAAACAUAUUUAAACCUAACAGAGAAUCAGAAGCGCAGUAGAAACUUUAUGCAUCAGGAGUUUUGAUUUUGAUUGCUUAUGUUAUUGUGGAUAUCUUUGAACUAUUAAUUUAUAAGACCACGUAAUGCUGUCUUUCAGAAGUACCUUUCUACAAAUAAAGAUCUCUUCACGUUUUGAA